GACCAAAAAAUAAAAAAUUGCGGUGUGGUGGCGUUGUGUUGGGAUAUUUUGCGGGGAGGAAACUGAAGUUGUUUUGUUUUGUUUUGUUUUGUGCAAUUUGAGAGAAUCAUUCAUUUCAUUUCAUUCACAACGUGUGUGUGUGAGGUGAUGAUUAUGGAAUCUCUUAGUUCAUCAACUCUACCUUCUUUCUCAAUCUUCCCUUCAACAACAUCAUCAUCCCUUGUUUCCAAGAAGACCCCCCUCCUCCUACACUUUCGUCCACCCUCCUCCUCCAAGCGUGACGAUGGUAACGAUACAGACUCCCAAUCUAAAUCAAACAAUAACAACAUCAAUCUCCCAAUUCUCAGUAAUAAUCGCUGUUUCUCCAUUUCCCCUCUUUCUAAUGAUGCGGCGAUGGGGUUGGUCUUGAGUGCUGCAACCGGUAGAGGAUGGACGACAGGUUCCGGGAUGGAAGGACCCCCUGUUCCUGCUGUAGGUAAGGAUGACCAAUCAGGGACAGGAGGGAAUAUUUCCACUUUCCCGUGGUCACUCUUCACAAAAUCCCCAAGGAGAAGGAUGCUCAUCGCUUUUACUUGUACCAUUUGUAGCCAGAGAACUACACGGGCUAUUAAUCCUCAUGCUUACACCGAUGGCACUGUUUUUGUUCAGUGCUGUGGAUGCAAUGCGUAUCAUAAGCUUGUGGAUCACUUGAACUUGUUUCAGGAGACAAAUUGCUAUCUGAAUUCAAGUUUUAAUUAUAAAGGUCCUGGAUGGGAGGAUGUUAAGUUCAGGUUCAUGGACAUAGACAGCGAUGACGAUGAUGAUAUAUUCCCUGUUACAUAAGUGAAUUGCCAGCUUAUGGAGCAUAUAUUUUCUGCCUCUGAUCGUAAGGAAUUUUAGAUUAGUUGUCUUGUAUAUCGUUUAUGUUUUCAAGCUUAAUAGUAAAAUUUGUCAGAGGUUUGCUUUGUAUAUAAUAUAUGUGCAUGUAUAGCUUCGUAACUGGUUUGUUCAAUCAUCAAUUUGAUAAUGUACAAUAAAUUCCAUAACUAACUAUUUCCUUUGCUUCUA
This is a messenger RNA of Trifolium pratense (red clover), 1047 nucleotides long. RefSeq lists its product as uncharacterized. Gene Ontology annotation, molecular function: zinc ion binding; protein-folding chaperone binding. The coding region runs from base 148 to 822 and encodes 224 amino acids. The record is from RefSeq and is a predicted model, not a curated record. The transcript has 4 exons. Gene Ontology annotation, biological process: protein stabilization; protein import into mitochondrial matrix; protein folding. Gene Ontology annotation, cellular component: mitochondrion. NCBI's taxonomy places the organism in Eukaryota, Viridiplantae, Streptophyta, Magnoliopsida, Fabales, Fabaceae.